GAUGAGAGGCUAGAGAAUAAUUUUUUUAAUAAUUAUAAUUUUACGGUUAAUCAAAUAAAAUUUCUUUUCCUUCGACUACCAAAGUACAGAAGAAUUUUUCCCCCAUGUGUCUGAGAUGUAUAGUGAGAGAAUUCAAGAAACUUCGUGUACAACUGAACGCGGUGACUAUUUUGACAAUUUUCUUCAAAACGAGAACGAAAUUAAUUUUAAACGAGUUUUGAGGACUCGAAAAACCACAUUCUUGAGUGAAGAUUUUGUUCUACAAAAAGCAAGAUUACAGGACGUCGAGAUAACGAGAAGGGGGGAGUUCAGAAAACUGGUGUUCCAUUUAAACAAGAAAAAAAGGAGGACCGGUUUGAGGCUCAACAAAAAAUUGUCAAGGAUCAGCAAAAACCGGAUUCGUCGGUUGAUCCUGAAACUUCAAGUUUUUUUUUAUCUAAAGAUAGAACCUUACCUAAAACUCAAGAAAAAGGAAUCCAAAUGAAUCGUCUGCCCAGUACUGAGACCCUCAUCGUCGAAGAUUCAGAUGAUGAGAAGGUCUCAUCUCGAUGACCUUCUGAGCCGAAUCUGACAUCAUCGCAAAUUGGAUGUAACAUGAUUAUACAUAGUAUCAAUUAUUCGCACUUGUAUGUAUGACCACACCAGCAAAAGAGGAAAUCCAUAUAACUAUGCAUCUUAAGAAUCGUAUAACGACCUCUGUCACGGUCUCAGAUCGUUUAAACCUUCCACUGACCAAUAGGCGGCUUUGUCUCGGGGAAAGUGUAGUUGCUUCCAUCUCCUGAGUAAACUUCUCACAACGACUCAGUUCUUCGUAAGACGUUCGAGACAAUCGACGGAUUUAAGUUUCAGUCGGACUGAAACAGUUUCUUCUGAUUUUUCUGAACAAAAAUCAGAGAGAUGAAGUCUCUCUACUUUGUUGUUUUUUUGCUCUCCAUCUCCUUAAUCGCUGAUGUGGACGCUGGUUGGAAAUUCUGGAAGAAGAAGAAGGAUGAUAACAGCACAGAAACAGAACCAACUCCGAUUUCAAAUCCUGAAUCAGUUAUAACACCGGGUCCAACAACAAAAGCUCCAACAACGAAAGCACCAACAACGAAGGCACCAGCACCUGUUAAUACAAACAAAGCUUUGGCAGGAGCAGCUGAUCCAGGAUUGGUAAUUGGAGUUGGAAACACUGGAGGAAAUAUCAGAGACAAUUCUAGACCCCAGAGACCUAAUCCAGGAACUGAGGUGGGUUUGGAUCUACCAAAACCCAAACCAAGUAAUGGAUACAGGGACUGGGCUAUUGAUUUGACUGGUGCUGGUGAUGGAAGGAUACCGCCGAAGCUUCCAAGUCAGGGCCCUGCUGUUUCUCCUGGUCAACAACCUCGCCCAGGUAGUCCAGUUCCCGGAAGUCCUAGUCAGUUACCAGCUUCAGGAACACCAAGACCACAAACUCCACCAUCUUCUCCAAAACCAGGAACUGGCCAACAAGUUCCUUCUGCAGGACCAGGAUCUUUAGGAUAUCCUUCCCAACCUCAAAAAACAGGAACACCAGGUCAAGAAAUUCCUUCUGCAGGCCCAGGAUCCUUAAGUUCUCCUUCUCAAACUCCAAGACCAGGAACACUGGGUCAGUCAAUACCUUCUCCAGGACCCGGAUCUUUAGGAUAUCCUUCUCAACCUUCAAAACCAGCGAGUCCCACUAAUCCAGGAAGUCAGCAGAAUUUCCCAAAACUUCCUUCACCAUCUUCUGGACCAGGAAGUAUUGGAACACCAUCUAGUGGAAGUCAGUCUCCAACAGGUGGUAAAACAUUCGCAGAAAUUGCCGCUGGUGGCAGUAGACCCAGUUCCCCAACUCCAGGACCCAAACAGGGUCAUCCAAAUUCCAGUUUAGGUCAAACUGGACAAGUUCAACCAGGAGGAACCCAACCAGCUUCGCAGCCAGGAAAAACUGGAAUUCCAACAGGAACUCUUGCUGCUGGUGCAGUUGCUGGUGCAGCUGCUGGAGCUGCAACUACCGGUCAGCAAUUCUCGGCUAAUCCUACAUUCAGCAAAGGCAACACAGUCACUAAUGAAGAUCUGGAAAAAUUGUCUGAGGCUCUCUUUAUCAAAGAUACGAACAAUGCCAUGAAGCACAUCACUCUGAAUCUUCAAAAACAAACUUCAGGAAACAGUCCUGUCGAUGAAGCACCUCAACCGUUGUUAAACGUGAAACCUGAAGCUCUCCAAAUCCCAACGAUUCAAAAAGUACUUUCCAUCUACGAUAAUUACCAACUGGACACCAGAACCAAUGAAUAUAUCAGUCCAGCACAACGUCAAGAAGAAAGUCUUCUGGUGGACACUUUCUUGAGUACAAAUGUCAUGUCCUAUGCGAUGAGGUUCCUAGCAGAUAAAGGUCUUGUCAGAAAGGACUAUUACGAGUACAAGGAUCUGCUCAGAAGGAUGUGGUUUAAUCUUUUCUCGCGAGGUGAGGGAAAAAUUGGUAGCAGUGGUUUCGAGCAUGUCUUCAUGACGGAAUUGAAAUUGGGAACAGAAGUUUCUGGACUUCAUAAUUGGAUUUAUUUCAAUGCAGAGGAGUUAAAGAGGAGGGCUGACUAUCUAGGGUACAUCAAGAAAGUUGAUCUUGGAGAUAAAGCCGCAAUCGUGAAGAUCCAUGCCAAAUUUAAUGGAGUCGACAAACCAGUGACGACCAUGUUUAUCGGAACCUCUCCGGAACUCGAAAUGUCUCUUUACACGGUUUGCUUCCUGGCUCGACCAGAUCAAUCUUGUCCUGUUUCUUUGGGAGGCAAAAAGUUCAACAUUGUCACUCACAAAUUUAGAUAUCGAGGAAAGGACCUUGUUGGAUCUGCUUACCCAGAAAUCUAAAUAUUUAGAUUAAAAAAUAUAUAAAUAAACUUAAGGCCAUGCAAUUCUAAUAUGAUUCCUACCUUACCGACAUUUUUCUUAACAAUCUAUCAUCUAAACGAAUUGAAAAUUCAAGUUGAAAUUUUUUGAAAAUUAAUUAAAAGACACUAAGGAACGUUUAUGUGUACCGAAAAUUUCCAAAAAUAAAAAAAAAAUGAAUUAUGAAAAAUGUUUGAACAUUUUUUAUUCGUCCUUUCAAGAAUUUAAGUCCACACGUACGUUCCUUGGUGUCCUUUAAUUAAUUUAUCAAAUUUUCAGCUUGAUAUUCCAACUGGUAGACACGUGAAUCUUUGAUGAAAAAAUGUCGGUAAGGUAGGAAUCGAUUAAGUAUUACAUGGCCUUAAGAAUUCUCCAUAGGAAUAAUUUUAGAAUUAAAAAAUUUAUGUGAACAAGUGUCAAGUGUGCCAUUUUACAAUGAGAUUUUUUCUUUUAUCCUCUCUUAUAUAAAUUUAUUUAUUCUUUUGAUAAAAGAUGGGUGGAUUUUUAAUUUUUAUUAUUGUAACUCUGUGACUUCGCAAAAGCUGUGAAAAAUAGUUUUAGUAUAAUGCAAUAAAGAUUUUAAAUUUCCGUGUA
Messenger RNA from Belonocnema kinseyi, 3453 nucleotides. Its product is annotated as poly(U)-specific endoribonuclease homolog. Bases 898 to 2841 code for a protein of 647 amino acids. The record is from RefSeq and is a predicted model, not a curated record. Gene Ontology annotation, molecular function: RNA endonuclease activity. The transcript has 10 exons. NCBI's taxonomy places the organism in Eukaryota, Metazoa, Arthropoda, Insecta, Hymenoptera, Cynipidae.